AUGGACGGCUCCUCAGCAUCGUCAGGCUCCCCGCCUCCCGAAGGCGCGACCGACAUCCACCAGCCCUUCACUCGCGCCGAGCGAAUGCUGCAGCUCAGCGAGAUCGACCAGGACGUCACCACCCUCCUCGAGCUGACAGGCAAAGCGAUCCAGAGCCUGGGCAAGCAGAAGAGCCCCUCGUCCAAUGGCGACAUGUCGACCGACCAGCAGACCGAGGCGUUCAAGGGCUCCAUGGACGCCUUCUUGUCUACGCUGCACCGCGUCGAUGUCCGACUGAAGCGGCAGAUCAUGGCGCUCGAGGAGGCGGGCAUCAUUAGCCUGGGCGCCGCCAAGGAGACGAAGCAGCCAGGCGUCGGCGCAAUCGAGCCGAAUGGCGUCGGCAACAUUGGAAAUCUGGACGUGGGCUGGCUCAACAGUCGGAGCAACAAGGUUGAGAGGGACAUGGAGGCAGAGCUGUGGACCAAGGCGAGGGAACACCUGGAGGGCCUAGUGGAAAAUGGCGGCAGGGAGAGGGACGUCGAGAUGAAGGAGUGA
Messenger RNA from Phaeoacremonium minimum UCRPA7, 534 nucleotides. RefSeq names its product putative mediator complex protein. Gene Ontology annotation, biological process: regulation of transcription by RNA polymerase II. The record is from RefSeq and is a predicted model, not a curated record. The transcript is spliced from 2 exons. Gene Ontology annotation, molecular function: transcription coregulator activity. Bases 1 to 534 code for a protein of 177 amino acids. Lineage: Eukaryota; Fungi; Ascomycota; Sordariomycetes; Togniniales; Togniniaceae. Gene Ontology annotation, cellular component: mediator complex.